CUCGGAUGGCGGCGGCGGCGGCGCGUGGCUGCCGGCCUUGGGGCUCGCUCCUGGGGCUCCUGGGGCUCCUGUCGGCCUCCGUCGCGGCUGCCGCGUGGGACGUCAAGUCGCUGAGCUGCCACUUCGGCGCCUUCUGCGAAUGUGACUUCCGGCCCGACUUCCAGGGUCUGGAGUGUGACCUGGCCCAGCACCUGGCCGGCCAGCCCUUGGUCAGGGCGCUGGUUGGGAAAACGCUGCGGGCCUUCGUGCAGGACCCGGCGCCCACCAAGCCGCUGGUCCUCUCCCUGCAUGGCGACUCGGGCACCGGCAAGUCCAUGGUCAGUGCCCUGUUGGCCCGAUACCUCUUCCGGGGGGGCCUGCAGAGCCCCCACGUGCACCUCUUCUCCCCGGGCAUCCACUUCCCCCACCCCAGCCUUAUGGAGCGUUACAAGAAAGAUCUUAAGAACUGGGUCCAGGGGAACCUCACGGCCUGUGGCCGCUCCCUCUUCCUCUUCGAUGAACUGGAUGAGCUGGCCCCCGGCCUGCUGGAGGUGCUGAAGCCUUUCCUGGGCCCCUCGUGGGUUGUGUUCGGGACCAACUACCGCAAAGCCAUCUUUGUCUUCAUCAGCACGACUGGUAGUAAGCAGAUAAACCAGGUGGCCCUAGAGGCAUGGCGCAGACGCCGGGACCGCGAGGAGAUUCGCCUGCCGGAGCUGGCACCCCUCAUCUCCCAGGCAAUGCUGGACAACCCCCACCAUGGUUUCUGGCACUCGGGCAUCCUGGAAGAGCAGCUCGUGGAUACGCUGGUGCCCUUCUUGCCACUCCAGCGCCACCACUUGCGGCACUGUGCCCUCAACGAGCUGGCCCUGCUGGGCCUAGAACCCAGUGAGGAGGUCAUCCAGGCUGUGCUGGACAGUACUACCUUCUUCCCUGAGGAAGAACAGCUCUUUGCCACAAAUGGCUGUAAACUGAUAGCCUCCCGGCUUGCCUUCUUCCUCUGAUGUGCCAGGGGCCCCGCCAUGCCCCCUCCCUGCCCUGGCCUGGCCACCUGGGGCAGCUCUUGGAGCAUACUGUGACACACUGGCAGGCCCUGGACCUGGUCCUGCCUCACUGGCCUCUGUUCGCCCCGUCCAACCUGGCCUUCGAAAUGUGAAUCGUCACUCAGGGACCACUUGGUGGGCACUGCUCUGACUCUGACCCCGGAGCUCGCAUUGUCCACGCUGGAGGGUUCUCAGUCCCCGCGAAUGGAGGGACUCCAGCUGCCCCUUGGGCUUAGUUUUGAAAUGUUUUAAUUUUGUAAAGGAAUGUACACAAUAAACUUAACUUAGCGACGAGACCA
Molecule: messenger RNA, 1318 nt
Organism: Suncus etruscus (white-toothed pygmy shrew)
Lineage: Eukaryota; Metazoa; Chordata; Mammalia; Eulipotyphla; Soricidae
Gene: TOR2A
Product: torsin family 2 member A
Exons: 5
Coding region: 6-980 (324 amino acids)
Cellular component (GO): endoplasmic reticulum lumen; nuclear envelope
Molecular function (GO): ATP hydrolysis activity; ATP binding
Source: RefSeq, a predicted model, not a curated record